CUCAUUAGUCGCUGAUGAAUUUGCACCUGGUCAAGUGUCUGAGGCUCUAGAGACUGAAAUGUUUGGUAGUUUUUCAUAUUUCAGUAAAAUAUUGGGUCAGAACUGUUAAUGUUCUGUUGGGAACUCCGAGGGCCUUGUGAGUGCUCCUGGAAGGUCAGAGGUCACCUGGCACGGAUUCAGCAGGCCAGACGGGAAGCCACCGCUAAGCGAUCCAUCACGCUCUGCAAUUCAUCGACAUCAAGUGCAGUCGGGAGGAUACGACCACCGGAACAGGCUUUGUUUAGUGCUUUGGCAGCAGGCUUCAACAACCACACACCAGCGAACCGCUCGUGUGGCAGGAGGGAAACUGUCUGCUGUGUGGGGAAACGGAGGCGUCUGAAAGCAGAGGAGUGGAGGAGGCGAAGCAGCUCCAUCACACCCGGCCAGAGAACGACAUUUAACACCACCAAAAGAUCGACCUCUCGACCGGUGGCCAGCUCCACGCACGACUGGAUCGGUCCACCAAACCCUCUUUCCAACCUGCGGCCGAUCGUUUACCACAUCCCUGAGAAGGAAACGGAGCUGGAGAAACAUCUGCGACACCUGAGGCAAGAGACCGAGGACUGGAACCACGACUUCUGGACCAGGCAGAACAUCACCUUCUGCAAGGAAAAAGAGGAUUUCAUCGUUUCACAGCUGAAGGCCAAAGGCUUGACUGCACGCGAUGAGCAAGGACGCCGGCGGUCCCUGAACAGCGAAGAGAUGGCCAUGUUUUACAAAAGCUUCCUGGACAAAAACAGAAUAAGACAUGCAAAUUAUAACAAAGAGUGGUACCGACGCAACUUCACCAUCACCCUGCUCAUGGCCCGGGUCGCCCUAAACAACAUGUGGAAGACGGUAACUGACAGACACGGGGGAGGGAAGAACAGCACCCCCACCACCUGAUGAGAAGCAAAGUGUUCAGCCACCCUCCUGUCUUUGUUUUUUGGUCAUCUGUUGGAAUUUGGAAACCUGCUUGUCUCACCUGUCUGAUGUGGUUAGAGCCCCCUCAGGCGUUCAAAUGUAUUUCUGGACACACAAAAAGAUGAGCUGCUGAUUUCAUUUAGUGAGUCUCAGCAUCUGUCUUGUAAUUGCACUGAAAAACUUCAGAAAUCUUAAGGGGUUUCCCAUCAGCAGGGCGAUGGUGCUGCAACAGUGACAGUGAAUAUUGCAUUGAAAAUAAAUGUCUAUUAUAUUUUGUUUUAAUAAACUAAAUCUGCAACAUAA
This is a messenger RNA of Scatophagus argus, 1245 nucleotides long. RefSeq names its product cytochrome c oxidase assembly factor 8. Lineage: Eukaryota; Metazoa; Chordata; Actinopteri; Scatophagidae. Bases 109 to 924 code for a protein of 271 amino acids. The transcript has 8 exons. The record is from RefSeq and is a predicted model, not a curated record. Gene Ontology annotation, biological process: intrinsic apoptotic signaling pathway. Gene Ontology annotation, cellular component: mitochondrion.